Molecule: messenger RNA, 1827 nt
Organism: Orbilia oligospora ATCC 24927
Lineage: Eukaryota; Fungi; Ascomycota; Orbiliomycetes; Orbiliales; Orbiliaceae
Exons: 3
Coding region: 1-1827 (608 amino acids)
Cellular component (GO): nucleus
Source: RefSeq, a predicted model, not a curated record
AUGGCAGCCUCCUACACCAACCGAAGGUCUCCUCUGCAAUACAACACUCAACUCCCGCAGAUAACCGGGCCUACUGCUGCGUAUCCUACCUAUCCAGCAGAUACUCCUUCUACAUAUCAGACUCCUCAACAGAGCACUCCAUCAACCUUCGAACCAGGUCAAUUUCAACAGACUUCUCAAGUUUCCACUCCAUUCCCUCGUGUGACAGGAUGUUCUCCAGCUCGGGGCUCAUCGAACACCGAUUUCACUAUUGUCGUUUCCUCUACGACCGACUUGACAAUGGACAAGAACAGGACUUAUAGGGUGAUGUUUGGAUCCAAGAGAUGUCCAGUCUCUAUCCAGAAGGCCUCUGCUAUCGAUGGCUUCAUGUCUUUCAACCUUCUGACCAAAGUUCCACCAAGCUCGACAACUGGAUGGUAUGGCGAGAAGGUUCCAGUUUACUUCAACGUUGAGGACGAGCACGGCAUGGAAUUGAACACCGAAGAAAUUACCGAAUUCAUCUAUACCGAUGUUUCGCCACCACAAUCUUAUGAGUCAUCUCCUACACCAGAUGGCUCGGGCAGAAAGCGAAGACUCUCUAGCGGUGCUAAGGACAUUGCCAGCGAUAUCUACAAGAUGACUGUUAAACGACCAGCUCUCCAGCCAAGAAUUCCAGGAAAGGAGGAGGAUUACGCCAUCUAUUCUUAUCCCUCGGUCAGCGGUUCUUCUUUCCCAUCAUACACACAAACCGCCAUCUAUGGAGAUGCCAGCCGACCAGCUUCGUGGAAUGUCGGCUCGACUUCAGACCACGUCGGAAACCCAACAUUGGUUAGGACCUCGACUCUUCAACAAUCACAUGGAUCUUUCAACCCAUACCAGCUCCCACAGAAGGCCAACCUCGCUCUCCAGGGAGACUUGAACUCGAUGGCCGAGAACUGGACUGCUGAAGAGUGGCAAAACAAGCGUCGACUGGUUCAGUUCCGUCGCACUCAACGAGGCAACACAGUCGAGGCUAGCUUCGCACCGGUCAGCCCGAGCGAACGCCAAGCAAACAGCAUCUGCAUCAGCUGUAUCUGGUGGGCGGAGCGACAGGAGACAUUCGUCACCAGUGUCGACUGCAUCUACCUUCUUGAAGCUCUCGUCGGUGUUAGGUUCACCGUCGAAGAGAAGAACAGGAUCAGGCGAAAUCUCGAGGGGUUCCAUCCUUUGACCGUCUCCAAGGCUAAGGCCGAUAGCGAACCAUUCUUCAAGCUCAUCAUGUCUUUCCCAAACCCAAAGCCCAGAAACAUCGAGAAAGAUGUCAAGGUUUUUCCAUGGAAGAUUCUCACUUUGGCUCUUAAGAAAAUUAUUGGCAAAUACUCCGCCAGCUAUUCGUCGACAGCUUCCGUGAUGAGCCCACCAAUGGGUUCUUCCGGCCCAAUGAUUCAGAAUGCAUCCCCUCGUUCUAGCUCGACUUCUCCUUCCGUUCCUCAGCGUGCUACUGCCAGCGUCUCGCCACCCGCCGCUGCACAUGCUUAUCCUCAACAGAUCGAUCGCCCAGCAGUUACCCGUGCUGAUGUUCUCUCCGGCCACUUGCAACCUGGCAUGGCACUCCCAGCCGCCACAUGGGCACCGCUUCCUCACCAUGUUCCUGCGAUCUCGACACAGCAACAUAUCCCAAGAACAUCAUGGGAUGGGAUGGGCCGACAGAACCUUGAGAUUCCUCCAGUCUAUGCCGAUAACGUUCCGACUGUACCUCAACAAACGAUGCAUAACCUUGCUUACCAGCAAAGGUUGCCAAACCCAUACCAAGGCAGCGUCGACGGAAGCCAACAGCUCCCGCGACACAACACCUACUCGAUGUCCUAA